This is a messenger RNA of Condylostylus longicornis, 342 nucleotides long. RefSeq lists its product as uncharacterized. The coding region runs from base 1 to 342 and encodes 113 amino acids. Lineage: Eukaryota; Metazoa; Arthropoda; Insecta; Diptera; Dolichopodidae. The transcript has a single exon. The record is from RefSeq and is a predicted model, not a curated record.
AUGGUUAACGAUAAAGAAUCCAGUAUUGAGUUCAGAGAACUCGCAAUAAAAUACUACUCGGAAGGGGUUUGUUUGGGUGAAAUAGCUAAAAUUCGAAAAGGGAGUAAAUCAACUGUUAAAAAUUUUAAGAAAACUGGUUCUGUUCGAUACAGGAAAAAAACUGGGUGGCCUAGAAAAUUGGACAAACGUGAAGAAAGACAAGUUUUAAAAAAAAUAAGGCAAAAUCCUAAGUUCACUGGUAUCAAAAUAGCUAAAUCAGUUUCAGAAAGCUAUAAGAAAGAUGUUUAUAGUCGUACAAUUCAAAAAAUACGAGUAUUAAACAUAAGUGGUUUUCGUGCCUAA